UAGGAUUUCUGUUAGGAGUAUUCUGCGAGGGGUUGCUUUCUGGUAGUGUUGGCCCAUCAAUGUCAUCAAUUAUUCCUGCCUUGAAGCCCGACUCUUCCACAGUAUGUUCUGUUCCUUCAAGUUCUGCAAAAAUGGAGAAGAUUUCUCGCAUUUCUUUCAUCUCAAGAGAUUAUGUGAAUUUUUUUUUUUUUUUCUGCAGAAGAGUCGCAACAUUCAACCCGAAGAAGUAGAAUGUGAAUCCAAGAAGACUGCAGCUGGUGCUAAAUCCAAUUUAACCUGUGUCCCCAAGAAGUACACAGAUCAAAUGGGAAAAUAUGGCGCUAACACGGGUUUUGAUUCACCAAAGGGACCUGCAGGAAAUGACAACAUUUCUGAAAAUAUGAUGUCUAAUCCUCCCUUUGAUCCUAGAAAGAUGGAUGCUCUAUCCAAGCAUGUUGCCAAUGUUUCAAGUGGUAAUCACCACCACCGCCAACCCACACCAGCACCACCAAACGCCAAGACCAACCAUGGCCAUACCACUAGUAAUCGUAGCGAUAGCUUAGAGAGCUCCACUGCAUCAUUUAAGCCUCAUACCGGUGGUGACGUCCGGUGGGAUGCAAUUAACAUGGUGAAUGCCAAAGAUGCAAUUGGUCUUAGUAGCUUUCGGCUUCUCAGGCGUCUUGGGUAUGGAGACAUAGGGAGUGUUUACCUUGUUGAACUUAGAGGAACUAGUGCUCACUUUGCUAUGAAAGUAAUGGAUAAGGCUUCGCUUGCUAGUAGAAAUAAGCUACUGAGAGCACAAACGGAGAGGGAGAUUCUUGGGCUUCUUGACCACCCAUUCUUGCCCACCCUUUAUUCUUAUUUUGAGACUAAUAAGUUCUAUUGCUUGGUCAUGGAGUUCUGUAGUGGAGGCAAUCUUCAUUCUCUUCGCCAGAGGCAACCCAACAAGUAUUUUACUGAGGAAGCAGCCCGGUUUUAUGCUUCGGAAGUUUUGCUGGCCCUGGAGUAUCUACACAUGUUAGGCAUUGUUUAUAGGGAUUUGAAGCCAGAAAAUGUCCUAGUAAGAAAUGAAGGUCAUAUAAUGCUCUCCGAUUUUGACCUCUCACUUCGCUGCUCCGUCAAUCCAACUCUUGUCAAGUCCUCAUCUGCAAAUGUAAGCAAUGGCGGAGGGAAUGGCGGUGGAGGCAUUUUGGACGAUGAAUUUGCGGUGCAAGGUUGUAUGCAACCUUCAACAUUUUUCCCUCGCAUUUUGCCUAGCAAAAAGAAUCAUAAAUCCAAAUCAGACUUUAGCCUCUUCGUCGGAGGCUCCCUCCCAGAACUAAUGGCAGAGCCAACAAAUGUACGCUCUAUGUCAUUUGUAGGCACCCAUGAAUAUUUAGCCCCAGAGAUCAUUCGCGGAGAGGGUCAUGGCAGUGCAGUGGACUGGUGGACUUUUGGGAUCUUUUUAUACGAGCUGUUGCAUGGAACAACUCCCUUUAAAGGCUCAGGAAAUAGGGCUACCCUAUUCAAUGUUGUAGGGCAGCCACUGAGAUUCCCAGAUACACCACAAGUGAGCUUUGGAGCUCGAGAUCUGAUUAGAGGUCUUCUGGUGAAGGAACCCCAUAAACGCAUUGCGUGUAAAAGGGGAGCCACGGAGAUAAAACAACAUCCAUUUUUUGAAGGGGUGAACUGGGCUCUGGUCAGAAGUGCCAUGCCUCCACACGUACCUGAACCAGUAGACUUCUCACAAUAUGCUAGCAAAGAGCCACCGCCAGCUGCUGAUAACAAGAUGGCAGAUAGUGGAGUCGAUAAAAACAAUGGUAGUCCUCAUCAUCAUGAUUCUUCCUACAUAGAAUUCGAAUACUUCUAGGAUUAUUAAGGGUUCAAUUAAGACUCCUAUUUCGUAUUUUCAUCUUUGAAGGGAAAUUUUAAGUUGUACAAGAAAAAGUGGUUGAGCCCUGAUAAGACAUAAUA
Hevea brasiliensis (rubber tree) is the source of this 1932-nucleotide messenger RNA. Its product is annotated as serine/threonine-protein kinase RHS3. Gene Ontology annotation, biological process: protein phosphorylation. Gene Ontology annotation, molecular function: protein serine/threonine kinase activity; ATP binding. The record is from RefSeq and is a predicted model, not a curated record. Lineage: Eukaryota; Viridiplantae; Streptophyta; Magnoliopsida; Malpighiales; Euphorbiaceae. The coding region runs from base 104 to 1828 and encodes 574 amino acids. Gene Ontology annotation, cellular component: nucleus; plasma membrane; cytoplasm. The transcript is spliced from 2 exons.